This is a messenger RNA of Acromyrmex echinatior (Panamanian leafcutter ant), 1688 nucleotides long. RefSeq names its product zinc finger protein 436-like. The record is from RefSeq and is a predicted model, not a curated record. Lineage: Eukaryota; Metazoa; Arthropoda; Insecta; Hymenoptera; Formicidae.
AUGUUCUCUAAACUUGAUCUGGUGAAGAAGAAUGGCGAACCUGCGAAGUCCUCGUCGAAAUGCCUGGAUCCGGUGGAUGCCACUGACGAGACAGCAGUUUCAACAAAUCCCGAACAAGACGUCAUAAAGCAGGAAGUAAAGUACAGUGAGGAUGACGAGGAAGAUCUUCCUUUGGCGUAUCACUGUAAACUCUGCGGUGUUUUCUUUGCCUCGCAGUCUUUGUUGGAUAAUCAUGAGAUCGAGCACAAAGGUAAGCGGAAGAAUACAUGUGCCCAAUGCGGCCGAAUCUUCAGAACUGGUAUUAGUCUUCGCAAACACAUGAAGACGCAUUCGGUACGUAAAAGCAGUCGCAAAAGCAACUCUUCAGGAGUGAGCGAUCGUAUCGCAUCAUUGAAAAAGGUGAAGAAAGAAAAGCCUGAGCUAGAGUUUCUUUGCAAAACUUGUAACAAAGUUUUCCGACACAAGAGCAACUAUCAGAAACAUUUAUUGCGCCACACAGUAGGUGAUCUCCCCUGCAAACAUUGCCCCAAAAAAUUUCGGUUGUUUCGUGAUUUAACGAGGCACGAGAAGACGCAUUUCCUACCGAGUUACAUGUGCAAGGAGUGUGAUUACGAAACUACUGUUUUGGCGGCUCUGAGCAUUCACAUGACGCGACACAUGGACAAAGCGGAUCUGCCAUUCAAAUGCAAUGAAUGCGACAAACGUUUUCGUAAGAAGCUCGAUCUUCAGGAACACUAUAACAUUCACUCGGGCGAGAAGCCGUUUGUCUGUCAGCUUUGUAACAAUGCCUUCUACUUGAGACGACAGCUUUCCGCACACUGCAGACGCACGCAUCCCGAGCUGAAGGCCAACAAACACGACAAUCCGACAAAGCUGUAUCUUUGCGAUUACUGCGGAAAGAGUCUCAGUAGCGCUGAGCACUUAAAGAAGCAUAGGCGGAUCCAUACCGGAGAAAAACCUUACGUUUGCGACAUCUGUGGAAAGGGUUUUACCGAUUCCGAAAAUCUGAGGAUGCACAGAAGAGUACAUACGGGGGAGAAGCCGUAUAAAUGUGACCAGUGUCCGAAAGCAUUCUCACAGAGAUCGACGUUGACUAUUCACAAACGCGGACACACCGGGGAACGACCUUAUGUGUGCCAGAUAUGCAAUCGUGGAUUCUCUUGCCAGGGCAACUUAACGGCCCAUCAGAAGUCUACGUGUGUUUAAGAACUUUGACUUGUUUUAUGAAUGACUUCUUGUUGAUGACGCGAUUUUCGUUGACGAUUACAUUAAACGAUAAUAACAGUGCGAUAGUACGUGCUUACACGUUGUUGUUGCUUAUAUAUCGUAACAACAGAGCAGACAAAAAUUCAAAGAAGUUUUGAAUUAUUAUAGAUUAUAUUAUCUAUCACUAUGUUGAUGUUGGACAAUGUUGACGGAGCGAUAUACUCACGAUAUUGAUCCCGAUACUUCUCGAUAAAUUUCUACAAUAUCUUUUGUAUACUGGUUGUUGUAACGUUUGCGUAAACCGUGCGACGCUCAAGAGACAAAACAACGCGUGAUAUUUGUCCGUUCGGUUUUUCAUGAAUUAUACGAUAUUUGUACUAUCGUGCUCAAAGUGUUUCGUUACGAAUAUUGUUGUUCUAUUUUUUCAGUGUAGAUAAGGAUAACUUGUAAGCCGAAUAAUGCCAAUGUUGUUGAACGACGAA